Messenger RNA from Aphidius gifuensis, 1841 nucleotides. Its product is annotated as trypsin-1-like. Gene Ontology annotation, molecular function: serine-type endopeptidase activity. The transcript is spliced from 6 exons. Bases 158 to 1681 code for a protein of 507 amino acids. Gene Ontology annotation, biological process: proteolysis. The record is from RefSeq and is a predicted model, not a curated record. NCBI's taxonomy places the organism in Eukaryota, Metazoa, Arthropoda, Insecta, Hymenoptera, Braconidae.
GGACAUCAAAUGAUAAUAAUAUUGAAUGGUCAUUUGACGUCGUUAUCAGCCAACAAAAAAAUAUAUAAAUAUAUGUGUGAGACAAAAUAUUCAAUAUAUAUUUAUACCAGCUCAAUCAUCAUUGACAACAACAACAACAACAACAACAACAAUAGCAAUGCUUCAAUUAUUGAUUGUUGGUGCUGCAAUUGCAUUAAUUUGUCAUGGUGAACCAUUGAGAACAAAAUUAAAUGGAAGUAAUGGUCGUGUUGUUGGUGGUUACUCAACAACUAUUGAAAAAAUACCAUAUCAAGUAAGUUUACAAGCAUAUGGUAGUCACAAUUGUGGUGGUAGUAUUAUAUCUAAAAAUUGGAUAAUAACAGCUGGUCAUUGUUCUGGUGGUCCACCAAUAACAUAUAAAAUACGUGCUGGUAGUACAUAUCACAAUAAAAAUGGUACACUUCAUACUGUUGAUAAAGUAAUACGUCAUGAAAAUUAUGGUUCAGAUAGAUAUGGUCAUCCAUUGAAUGACAUUGCACUGAUGCAUGUUAAAGAACCAUUUGUACUUGAUAAAACACGUCAAAUUAUAAAUUUAUUUAAUCUCGGUGAAGAAUCACCAGCAAAUGCAUUAUCAAUAAUAUCUGGAUGGGGAAAUACUGGAAAUACAUAUCCAGCACAAUUACAAAUAGUACAAGUACCAAUUAUAACAAAACGUGAUUGUAAUAAUGAUUAUUCAUCAAGUGGUGGUAUACCAGUUAAUCAAAUAUGUGCUGCAUAUGAUGAAGGUGGUAAAGAUGCAUGUCAAGGUGAUUCUGGUGGUCCACUUGCUAUUGAUGGACGUCUUGCUGGUAUAACAUCAUGGGGACGUGGUUGUGCACUUGCUGGUAAUCCAGGUGUAUACAGAUUCAACAUGUUAAAGUUUGUUGUGAGCAUUGUUGUUGCAAUUGUCAUUGCUUCUGCCAAUGCAUAUCCAUUUUAUUCACCAAUAAAUCCAUUUACACCAAAUGGUCGUAUUGUCGGUGGUAAACCAGUUGAUAUUCAAGAUGCACCUCAUCAAGUAUCAUUACAAAAUUAUGGUUUUGGUUUUUGUGGUGGUACCAUUAUUGGUAGUCAAUGGGUUUUAACUGCUGCUCAUUGUGCAGUAUAUACAGCAAGUCAAAUAACAGUACGUGCUGGUUCAACAACUAAAGGCAGUGGUGGUUCAGUACACACUGUAUCAAAAGUUAUUAAACAUGAAAAAUACAAGACAAACAUGUAUGGUGUACCAAUAAAUGAUGUUGCAUUAUUAAAAAUAAAUGAACCAUUUACAUUUGAUGAGACACGUCAAGCAAUUGAAUUAUUCAGUUUUAAAGAAGAAAUUGUUGAGGGUAUUCAUUCAGUUAUAACUGGUUGGGGUGCUGUAUUUGAAGGUGGUGCAACAACUGAAGUAUUAAAUACAGUCAGUGUACCAAUUGUAUCAAAAGAAGCAUGUGACAAAGCAUAUUCAGUAUAUGGUGGUUUACCCGAUGGACAAAUAUGUGCUGCACAUCCAGACGGUGGAAAAGACGCAUGUCAAGGUGAUUCUGGUGGUCCAUUGACUGUCGAUGGACGUCUUGCUGGUAUUGUUUCAUGGGGUAAUGGUUGUGCUAGACCAAGAUAUCCCGGUGUUUAUACUGAGGUUGCCUAUUUCCGUGAUUGGAUUCAAGAAAAAACUGGAUUUUAAAUUAACCACCAACAACAAUGAAUUUAAUUUUUUUUUUCUCAUCUUCACUCAAUGAGAAUACUUGAAAAUGUUUAACAAUUUUUAUUAAUUUUUUCUAACUAACCAACAAUGUAAAUAACAAUAAAAAUGAAUAAAAAAUAUAUAUAUUAUUAUAUUAUUA